This is a messenger RNA of Schistocerca nitens (vagrant locust), 3252 nucleotides long. RefSeq names its product UDP-glucosyltransferase 2-like. The transcript has 7 exons. Lineage: Eukaryota; Metazoa; Arthropoda; Insecta; Orthoptera; Acrididae. Gene Ontology annotation, molecular function: UDP-glycosyltransferase activity. Bases 63 to 1664 code for a protein of 533 amino acids. The record is from RefSeq and is a predicted model, not a curated record.
CCGUGGGGCAGUGACUGAACAGUCGGCCUGCAGCAGCGCUUCCACGACUCAGCUGCCCAGAGAUGCGGCCUUGGGCCGCGGUGCCGUCGCUCUCGGCGUGGUGCUGGUGCCUGGCUGCGCUGCUGCAGCUGCAGGCGCCACUGUGCGACGGUCUGCGGGCCCUGGCGCUGUUCCACUACCACGGCUACAGCCACUGGGUGAUGUUCCGGCCACUGCUGCUGGAGCUGGCCCGCCGCGGCCACCACGUCACCGUGCUCUCUCACUUCCCCCAGGACAACGCACCGCCUACCUACGAGGACCGCAGCCUCAAGGGCGCCGUGCCUCCCAUCGUCAAUACCUUCUCUAUCGAUUUCGCGAUGAGCUCCAGCAUGAUUAAAUUCAUCUGGUUCGAGAUGCAGUCCUUUUGCAGGCCCAACUUCGAGCAUCCGGUCACCAAAGAGCUGAUCAAAAAUAAGGAAAAGUUCGACGUCAUCCUUCUCGAGGUGUUCGGGCCGGACUGCUUCGCAGCCUUCCACCACCACCUGGGGGGAGUCCCAGUGGUGGGGAUGACGAGCAGUGUGAUGCUGCCCUGGGGAAACUCCCGCGUGGGCAACCCCGACAACCCGGCCUACAUACCCAACUACUUCAUGCCUUUCAGCUCGCGCAUGACCUUCUGGGAGCGCCUCGCCAACACGAUGUCCACCUUUGCCACGAGCGUCGGCUUUGACCUCUUGGUUCCAGGAUCAGUGGAUGAACUGAACAGGGAGUAUUUUGGGAACGAAGUACCAAAGACGCUAGAUCUGGCGAAGAACCUCAGCCUUUUCCUGGUGAACAGCCACUUUAGCAUCAACUUUCCUCGACCGUUGCUGCCGAAUGUCGUAGAGGUCGGCGGCAUACACGUUCCGACAGCUGCGAAACCACUUCCAAAAGAGCUGCAGCAGUUCCUGGACGGGGCGCCCGGAGAGACCGGCGCGGUGCUGUUCACGUUCGGCUCGCUGGUGCGGGCGGACACUCUGGCCACCGACAAGCUGCUGGCGUUCGCCGAGGCCUUCCGCCAGCUGCGGCCGCAGCGCUUCGUCUGGAAGCUGGACGCGGGGGCGGCCGCCGCCAGGGGCGUAGCCCUGCCGGACAACGUGCUCGCCGCCACCUGGCUGCCGCAGUUCGACGUCCUCAGCCACCCCAAGAUCCGGGCGUUCAUCUCCCACGGCGGCCUCAUGGGGACGCUGGAGGCGGUGCACUGCGGAGUGCCGGUGCUGGGGAUCCCGCUGUUCGCCGACCAGAAGCUCAACGUGCCCAACAUGGUGCGCCACGGCGUCGCCGUCCAGCUCGACAUCAACCACAUCACCACUGACGAGGUCGUCGACGCCCUGCGCAAUCUCACCGCUCCAGGAUCUGAGUACUGGACGCGGGCCAAGCAGCUGUCUGCACUGUUCCGGGACCGCCCCCGCCCGCCGUUGGAGGAGGCGGCGUACUGGGUGGAGUACGUCGCCCGGCACCAGGGGGCGCCGCACCUGAGGUCUGCCGCGCUGGACCUGUCCUGGUACCAGUACCUGCUGCUGGACGUCGCCGCCUUCGUCGCCCUGGCCGCCGCAGCCGCGCUGGCCGUGCUCUGGGUCCUCUGCAGAAAGCUGAUCUCUCUGGCGCUGCCUCCCACGAGGGGGCCGCGCAAGGCGAAAGCGUCGUGAGGAACUGCGGAGCUGGCUCCAAGACGUCACGCAUGCCACGUGCCGUGAGGAGGAGAAGACUAGUUCAUCAACUGCCGUGCUAUAUUUUUUCUAUUUAUUUUUAAUCCACGACCGCACACAAAUAACCGCAUCUUUGUUUAGGUUGUGCAGAACAGUAUUUUUGUUGUCAACAUAUAUUGCCUCCCACAUCACUCGCCUCCAGCACGGCGUGACGUUUACCCAUAAGAGCUACGCAUUUUUGGAGUGUCAUUACAAAGCUAAUGCAGACAGGUCCAUUCAGAUGUACCGUGGAAUCUGUAUAUGCAUUUCAAGGGCAACUUCACAAUUUGUAUCCGAUAUGUGCAAUGGACAUGACACCGCAAUGCACACUGCAAGGGCCUAUCGCCGGUUUGUGGCGAGUGUCACAGCUAAGGGGUCGCUGUUUCUUUGUUAUAUGAAUAGAAGGUACAACGACCGCUAUUUUUUUUUUAAGUUUUGUGCUGCACUUAAUUGUAGAGCCGAAUCUCUGUUCUAAUAUUUUAUGCUUCGGCUGGAAUACAAAACGGCUUCAUAGUACCCCGAUAAGUGUCCCAAAACCACGAAAGUAGGUGCUACAACAUGCAGCGAAUUAAGUAUUUACAUCAUAAGCAUGUUAAUUACUAUUUUCUUGACCUUUUUUAGUCACUUUCCUCUCUCUCUUACAGGCAAAAAGUAGUAUUCAACAUUUUAACUGUUUUAUUUGUUGGAUUUUACUACAUUAAAGAAUAAAUAUUAAGUAAAAAGAAGAGUGGAAUAAGUAUACAAAAUCCAUCUAACAUUGAAAAAGAAAAAUACACUUCAUUCUCUUGUACAGACACUCUCACAUAGAAGUGAAUUUUGCACUACUUUCUUUGCAGUAAUGCGGUGCCUUGCAUAGUUCAUUGUUUAUAUGCAUAUCACGUUGAGCGGCAGGCGAGUCGUCUUCUGCCAGUGGCGUUAUGCAGACACGAUGUCGUGCAGCGCGGGGUCGACGCCCUGGCCGCUGUCAGCUGCUCGGCUCUUGGAGCGGACACCUCUCGCUCGGUCAUCGCGAGGCUGAGUAGUCCAACCAAAGACAAAUCCGCGGCAGUACCAGGAAAAUAAACCCGUGUCCUCCGCACAGCAGCCAGGCGCGCUUAGCUAUCUGUUACGCCGCCAGACAAACAAUCUUAUAUUUAUUCCAAUUACGGGCCAUAUUAUUUUACACAUGGUACUAAACAUCGGUUUAUGAUGAUUAAUUUCGAGGCCUAGAAAAUAAUAAGACAGAGGCGUUCAAUCUCAUCGAGCCAGUGACGUCAGAUGGCGCGCUCGUCUGUACACAUGUCUGUCAUCGCUGCACCUUAGUCUGUUAAAGUGUUGUGCAAAGUCAACAUGACAGUUCGAAUAGUUUGUAUUUCAUACUCACAUUCUUACAUAAAAUGACAAUCCUUUUUGGCUUGUUACUUUCUGACCAUACCAUAUUUACAUGUCGCUGAAAAAUUGUUUGUUCUGUGAUACCUCUUACUACUUUGUAGAACUCCAGAAUGGUCAUCAUGCAUUGUAAUUGACUACCUGGUGAUUGGAAUAAAAAUAAAAGAGCUUUUUAGGAUAA